Mollisia scopiformis is the source of this 3296-nucleotide messenger RNA. RefSeq lists its product as uncharacterized. The record is from RefSeq and is a predicted model, not a curated record. NCBI's taxonomy places the organism in Eukaryota, Fungi, Ascomycota, Leotiomycetes, Helotiales, Mollisiaceae. The coding region runs from base 1 to 3255 and encodes 1084 amino acids. The transcript is spliced from 2 exons.
AUGGCAGCCAAAAACACCCAACUCCCUAAGAUCGCCUCCCUAACCCGGAUAUCGAUAUCGCCAACCAACCCCGAAGAGGUCACCCAGACACGCAUCAACAGUCCCGAAAGCGAGAGAGGCAACAAUAUCCUACGAAGCCUCUCUGACGAAGAGUUGGCUAGAAAAGCCAUACUUUCCGAAGUUCUCGAUGCUGAGCUUGAAGUCUGUGAUGAACUGAGAGCACAACUCGUUAAGGUCAAGGCAGCAAGUGAGAGUGUCUCUGAAAGCGAGACGGAUAACAACCUUCCCGAAUCUUCCGAGAAAGUCGAUAUGGCUUACCCGGCUCUGCUUGUCGGAAUUCUGGGCGAAGGGAUGGAACUCGUUUCUCAGUUAAGAGCAGAACUCGAUGAGAUGAAGGUAUCAUCCAAGGGUAUCGAAGCGCCCGCCAACAGUCCCGAAAGCGAGACAAGCAACAAUACCUGGGACCGAUUUGGAGAUAGCGAAGAGGCUAUCCAAAGGGCAUUUGCUAGACAAUUUGAACUAGCUUCUCGGGGGGGGAAACAGAGCGAAACACAUCAGAGCAGAACGCAAGACAAUGCUCUGCUACCACAUGAGCAGAUACUCGAGGCUAACAUGCGAGAACUUGAAAUAGCAUCUUCUCAAGCCAAACUCGAGAACUACAUACGAGACCUCGCAGAGGAGUCUUCUCAGGCUAAGCUCGCUAAAUCCCUUCUCGAAGAGGAAGAGGAAUUUUGGGCUGAAACAGAGACCCUGAGUGAGAGUGAUGGCGAAGAGGUUGAUGCUACUUCCAAAAUCAGCAGCGAGGAUAUCGAGGAUGGCUCUCAAGGAUCUACGAGUAGUUCUCGGACGGAGACAGGCAGCAUUACUCCCCAAGCCCAGGAAGAUCUUAUGCGAGAUAUCAUUGAAGAAGCGCCUUGGACUAUUGUACUUACAGCCGAAGAGACUGAGACAGCUGCUCGAAUGGGAUUCCUACCCACUACACCAGGUGGAAGCGAGAGUGGUGAGGUUGAGGGAGUAUCUGACAUCCACGAAGAAAGUGAAAGUGCUGCUGAAGAGGUCGUCACUGUUGUCGCCAAUGAUGAGGAUGCGAAGCUGGAGAAAUUAGCUAUUAUUGAGUCCAUCAUCUCCAACAACAAGGACGUAGAGAACGAGAACGGCGAUCUCGAGAUCGUACUCCCAGAUGACCCGGUCUGCAACAGCGAUUUUGAUGGAUGGACAUACGAUCAAUUUUGGGGCUAUCAACACGAAAUAGCACUAUGUCUAGCCUUGGCCCACUUGAUCGAAGCUCGCAACAUUGCAGCCCGCCAGUCAAGCGGCGAAGCCGUUGUCAUUGGAAGAAAUUUCUUCGUUCCAGAGUCCGAGUCAUAUUUGGAAGAUAUGGCAGAGCUCUAUUACCAUUUCAAUGAAGUCUGUGCAAACAUGUUGGACUUUUGCGAAGAAAACCACUUCCGCUUCGAGACUAAGAAGAAAACCUCACCUGGUCCUCGACUUCCGGCCGGGUUUAGAAAAGCAGAUCCUGAAUCUCGAUCUAAAUUAAGCCGAGAUGAAUUCAGCAAAUUAAUCCAGAGCGGAGAACAUAGUCCGUGGAAGAGCUUGAAGAUUGGGAAGAUUGUUGAAAAUGCGAAGAGAUGGUAUGGCGAAUAUAUUGAGGACAGCGACCUUCACGUUAGCUUCAUAAAACAUGGAUGCUUUGAGAGAGUUGGUCAUUACUGCCGCAGAGGAGUCUGCGACACACUUGACACAUCUCUGAUCAUGGUCUUGUCGCACUUGGAGCGUGCCAAAGAAAAUGCAACCAAAGGUCUCGAAGAAUUAUCGGAGGAUGAUCCAAAGAUCCACGAUGCAACCGGGCACUUGCAAUCACUCACGAACGAGGUUUCGUUUGCUGAGGUGCUUUUGCACCAAUCGAUAGAGUAUGCAAAGUUCAAUGAGCAAUUCAACGAUGAGAGGAUCCAAAAAAUGGCAGAUGCUGUCGAAGCAGGUGAUGGCAUUCAACAUCUACUCCCAAGCAGGGACAGUCCCAGCCAUUGGAAGGACUACACGCACAAAUACACUUGGAAAGCAUAUGACAUGCGGAAAGGGUAUACCGUACAAAGGUUCUUCUACGCCCUGCACAUUGUGAUGGCUUCGGAAGAAGAGUGCGAUGAGUCCUUCCUACCACCGAACUUUCGACAACUUCGGGGCUAUGUGAAGCUUCAAAGAAAUGCCAGCACAGUAUUUGCCAAAGAAUCUAUCGCGGCGCGCCAGUCGGAGCUGCUGAUGCGAGCUGGGUGGGGCCCGCCAUUCUUGCUUGAAGAAGUACACAAUUGGAUCAUAGUAGAAAGGGAACUCUAUGUACCGGAUACAUUGUGUCAUCACACUCCGUUUGCGAACCGCCCUCGAACUCAUGGACUUGGGAUCCAGGUGAUCGACUAUCUCAGCUGUCACCUCUCCUGGUAUGCGCGGACGAAGAAGGAAUUCGGAGUAAAGCCAACAGAUCCAACUUGGGCUUGGCAAAUCAACUUGGCAACAGAACCAUAUGAUAAUGUAGAUCCAGAAUGGCGGCACGACGCUCUAGAUCCUUGCACACAAAUGUACCUGCAGUACCAGAAGGAAGCCGCAAGAGAGGAUGGUCUUGACGAUUACAUGCCACCAGGGUUCAGAAACGCCAGAUCAGAUGAAGAGAGAAAGGCUCUGACAGAAAAGUGGAUUGAAGAGGCCAUUCAGCCCACAGCAGAUUACUUCUUUUCCAAGCAAGGAUGGAAUAUUCCUCCUAAGGGUGUAAGCUCUGUCCGGGCCGAUGCAGUGAGAAAGAAGCUCUUGUCAUGCUCAGCAGUCCGACAACACACUUCGGCCACGAAACGGCAGAAGGAGCAGCUCGCUCAACUUCCAGCGCGACUGAUAAGCGCUCACAGUCAUUAUCAAAACUGUAAAGUUGCAGAAUAUGUUCAGAAAGAAGAGGCAAAGCUCAAUCCACUCAUUGACCAUGGAUUGGCAUUCUUGCUCACCGCAGAAGGCAGCUACGGCACUAGGGGCUUCCGAAAUUCCAGCAGUCCAGCAAUUCGAGGCGCGGCAAGAAAAGCUGUUGAGGAGAAAGAUGGACUUGCCUUGGUUCCAUUUGAAGGCUCUCUCCUUUGUGAUUGUAAGGAUGAAGAACAGCAUAAGCUUCAGCUCAUCGACGAAGUUGCGCGUGCGAUGUGUGAGAAGCUCAACAAGAUUGAUGACCAGAAAGCCGGAGAAAACAACUACCAGGGUGCAACAGCAAAGAAUGGCGAGUAAAGACAAAGAUGGUGAUGUGCAAGGUGUGACCUGAAAUCGAU